Lolium rigidum is the source of this 3048-nucleotide messenger RNA. Its product is annotated as phosphatidylinositol 4-phosphate 5-kinase 9. The transcript is spliced from 9 exons. NCBI's taxonomy places the organism in Eukaryota, Viridiplantae, Streptophyta, Magnoliopsida, Poales, Poaceae. Gene Ontology annotation, biological process: phosphatidylinositol metabolic process. Gene Ontology annotation, molecular function: 1-phosphatidylinositol-4-phosphate 5-kinase activity; ATP binding. Bases 97 to 2571 code for a protein of 824 amino acids. The record is from RefSeq and is a predicted model, not a curated record.
GCGCCGCGUGCGGACGGCUCGGCUCGUCGCCGCUACGAUUGAGCUUUGGAUUUAUCUCCCUCGUCUUUGCCGAUCAGUCACCCCGCGGGGUUAUGCAUGACAGCCCCCGUGGCUCUCCGAAAUGAGCCAGCAGUGAUCUCCCACUCUGAAAGAGUCGAUCUGUUCCGCGGCGCCAGUUGCAACAUCGAGAGCGAGGUGCUGGCAACUUUGGCAAAUGGCCAGGAUCCGCACGCUCCAGACACAAACGCUGGUUUCAGGGUUACAAACAUCAGGCUCCCCAGCGGUGAUAGCUAUUCCGGUACAUUGUUGGGGAGCACGCCAGAGGGUUCGGGGCGGUAUACCUGGUCAGAUGGCUGUAUUUACGAUGGCGAGUGGAGGAGGGGGAUGAGGCACGGGCAAGGGAAGACGCUGUGGCCAUCUGGAGCUACCUAUGAGGGCGAGUAUGCUGGUGGGUACAUAUAUGGGGAAGGCACGUAUAUUGGGCAGGAUAGCAUCGUUUACAAGGGACGGUGGAAGUUGAACCGUAAGCAUGGUCUCGGAUGCCAGACGUAUCCUAAUGGAGACAUGUUCCAAGGUUCUUGGAUUCAGGGCGAAAUACAAGGUCAUGGGAAGUAUACGUGGCAAAAUGGGAACAGUUAUACCGGCAAUAUGAAGAAUGGCAAGAUGUCUGGAAAGGGAACUUUUACUUGGAAGAAUGGGGAUUCGUACGAAGGUAACUGGUUGGAUGGCAUGAUGCAUGGUUAUGGUAUCUAUACCUGGGAUGAUUGUGGGUACUAUGUUGGAACCUGGACCAGGGGACUGAAGGAUGGGAAAGGCACAUUGUAUCCAAGGGGAUGCAGAGUUCCUGUUAAUGAUGAGAUGUACAUCAAUAGUCUAAGGAACAGAGGUGUGCUGCCUGACCUAAGAAGGCAGAAUCAUGGUUCACGCAUACUUCACUCUUCGUCAGUGGACAUGGGAAACAUGAAGGUUGGUAUAAAUCGGGAAUCUUCAGGUGCUUCAUCUAGAAGGAACUCGGGCGAGCAAUCCCGUUCGAAGAAUGUGUCCUUGGAAAGAAGGUGGAGCCUUGAGGUGGCUAUUGAAAAGUUCAUCGGAAAUGAAAAUAGUGAAACCUCUGGUCUAGAAGGCUCUGAAAACAUUGAUGAUUCUGAGAUGCCUAUGCUUGAAAGGGAAUACAUGCAAGGUGUUCUAAUCAGUGAGGUAGUAAUUGACAGGAGUUUCUCGGGCUCAUCCAAGAAGACAAAGCGCCGCCAGAAGAAGAUGGUUAGAGAAACAAAAAAACCUGGAGAGGCCAUAAUUAAGGGGCAUAGAAGCUAUGAUCUAAUGCUAAGUUUGCAGCUUGGUAUCAGGUACACAGUUGGAAAGAUAACACCAAUUCAAAAACGUGAAGUCCGUGCUUCAGAUUUUGGUCCAAGAGCAAGUUUCUGGAUGAACUUCCCAAAAGAAGGAUCACGACUUACUCCUUCGCAUCCUGCAGAAGAUUUUAAAUGGAAAGACUAUUGUCCAAUGGUUUUCAGAAAUUUGAGAGAGAUGUUCAAGAUUGAUGCUGCAGAUUAUAUGAUCUCGAUAUGUGGAAAUGCUGCACUUAGGGAGCUAUCUUCUCCUGGAAAGAGUGGGAGUGUAUUUUUCCUAUCACAAGAUGAUAGGUUCAUGAUUAAGACUCUCCGGAAAUCUGAAGUGCAGGUUCUCUUACGAAUGCUUCCAAAAUAUUAUCAUCAUGUCCAUACUUAUGAGAACACCCUCAUAACCAAGUUUUUUGGCCUGCACAGGGUAAAACCUUCUAGUGGUCAAAAGUUCCGUUUUGUUGUAAUGGGAAAUAUGUUCUGCACAGAAUUGAGAAUCCACCGGAGAUUUGAUUUGAAAGGUUCAUCAUUAGGCCGUUCUACUGACAAAAUUGAAAUUGAUGAGAACACAACUCUGAAGGAUUUAGAUCUGAACUAUUCCUUUUAUCUUGAACCUUCCUGGCGAGAGGCUUUACUUAAGCAGAUAAAAAUUGAUAGCGAAUUCCUGAAGUCGCAGAGGAUAAUGGAUUACAGUCUACUGCUUGGUGUCCAUUACAGAGCUCCGCAGCACCUGCGAACACGUGCAUCGUAUCGUCGAAGCAUGACAACAGAGAGAUUAACUGUUCUUUCAGAAGAAGACGCCCAGGAGGAUGAUGCUUUCAACUACCCAGAAGGGUUAGUUUUGGUUCAAAGAGCCAACGAUGAGAACAGUGUGGUCGUUGGCCCUCACAUAAGGGGAAGUCGACUGCGAUCAUCUGCUGCUGGAUUCGGGGAAGUAGACCUCCUCCUUCCAGGAACAGCAAGGGUUCAGAUCCAGCUAGGCGUGAACAUGCCUGCCCGGGCCGAGCAGAUCCCGAAGGAGGACGAGAGCAAGUCGUUCUACGAGGUGUAUGACGUGGUGCUCUACCUGGGCAUCAUUGACAUCCUGCAGGAGUACAACAUCACCAAGAAGAUCGAGCACGCCGUCAAGUCCAUGCAGUACGACUCCGUCUCCAUCUCCGCUGUCGACCCCGAGUUCUAUUCGGAGCGCUUCCUCAAGUUCAUCCAGACUGUCUUCCCUGAGAACUCGUAGCCCAUUGAGCGAAACCGAUCCUCACAGUUAUGUCCUAGCGACGCUUCACCAUCCCCUGCCAUAUGAAGACGACUGGCAUGCCUGUGUACAGUAUGAGAAAUGAAGGAAGCGGCAGAGUGUGCCGAGCUCCAAGGGCAUGCGAUCUUCUGGAAGGUUUUUCCAGGUAGAAAGCUGUAAGAUCCGUUGAAGCAUAGGCUGGAUUUGCAGCAUAGGCAACUUUAUUCUGGGGAAUCAAGGUGAGGACAUGGAGCAUGGAGAUUGUGGAGGAAAAGCAUCCGCCUCCUGGCACCGACAUCCAUCGGCACAAAGGGUAGUAUCAGAAGCGCUGGAAGGUUCUUGAUCUGCUUUAAUACCUGUCCGUUUCCUUUUUGAAAGCAGUAUGUGUACUGCAAGUUCCUUGUUUAGGGUACACGUAUAUAAUUACUACUCUCUUUAUUUAAAGAAAUAUGGUAUCUGGGUAUCUCAAUUACUACUACA